Molecule: messenger RNA, 509 nt
Organism: Aspergillus vadensis CBS 113365
Lineage: Eukaryota; Fungi; Ascomycota; Eurotiomycetes; Eurotiales; Aspergillaceae
Exons: 1
Coding region: 83-364 (93 amino acids)
Source: RefSeq, a predicted model, not a curated record
CUGUAGAUACUAGAUAGAGGAAGGGCGGUUGACGCGGUUUAUCUUACAGGCGACCACGUGACAGUUGCUAAAGACCUCCGACAUGGCCCGCAAUCUUGCCCGAAAACGGAUUCGUAUGUGGAGAAAAAAAUGGGAACAAACAAACAACCAGCGGCUAGUUCACCCACAGGCCCAGAGUACUGGCAGAGUGAAAGAUGCGAAAGAAGUCCUGGCUUCACGCCAAGGCCACCGGCUAGCAAGCUCAAUCAUCAUCAGCGUCGGACUUGGAAUCCUUCUGCUAGGCCCCACCGCCAUCGCCGCCCAUGAGUCGGACUACGCGACGCCCGGCAGAGCCACACGCGAUCAAUCCCUCAAUUGUCGCUGAAAAGAUGAUCGAAGACGCAGGCAAACUGGUUGAACCAAGGAAGGGGAAAGUAUCAGGCGCGUCUAUUCAACCUGGACCUUUUGGGAGAUCAUGCGACCCCCGAGUGAAGCUAAACAACCGAGCAUGGGGUUACAAGCUCGACUGC